Phyllotreta striolata is the source of this 1749-nucleotide messenger RNA. The record is from the annotation of a GenBank genome assembly. NCBI's taxonomy places the organism in Eukaryota, Metazoa, Arthropoda, Insecta, Coleoptera, Chrysomelidae.
AUGAAGUUGAUUGUGUGUUUGUUUGGAAUUUUCUGUUAUGGAGAAUGUGCCAAAAUUCUAGGAGCAUUUAUAUAUCCCUCAGUCUCUCAUCAGUCAACUUUCCAACCAAUAUGGAAGGAGUUGUCUCUAAGAGGACAUCAAGUAACUGUGAUCACACCAAAUCCUUUAAACGAUCCUACUCUAACAAAUCUAACUGAAAUCGAUGUGUCCUUUGUGUACAAAAACCCGAAACUGAGGCACAUUAUAAACAAUAUUAAGAAGGAUGACCACCCGCUAAAAGCUCACAAAAUAAUAUUCGAAUUGUUUCGAUUUAUUUUCGAAGAGGAAAUGCAAUACGAACCAAUAAAGCGAUUAAUUGAGAACCAAGACAAACACGCGUACGAUUUAUUGCUUAUACAGUAUUCGUAUUUUACGGAUCCAUUAUUGGCGUUUUUGAACAAAUUUAACGCUCCUCUUGUUGGAGUGUCAUCAUUAGGACUGCUUCUACAUGGUCAUGAUGCCAUGGGUAAUCCCACUCAUCCGGUGGUUUCCCCCGAUUUUAUGCUCGGUCUGCCCAAAAGGCUGAAUAUAAUUCAAAAAGUUGAAAGUUUGUUUCACAAUUUUGCUUAUCGAUUGUUCUACCAUUGGUACAUCCUUCCGAAACUAGACGAGAGCGCCAGGAAAUAUUUCGGAGACGAUAUGGUACCAUUGAGAGAGUUACAUAAAAAUGUAAGCCUCGUACUGUAUAAUAACAAUCGACUUAUUCAUGAAGUAAGGCCGAAUGUACCGAACGUUAUAGAAAUCAACCAAUUGCACAUCAAAAAACCUAAACCACUGCCAGAGGAUAUUCAAAAGUAUUUGGAUUCCUCUCCUCAAGGUGUGGUAUAUUUCAGUUUUGGUACUAACGUUAAAAGCUCGAACUUGUCGUAUACUUUAAGAAAAGAAAUUAUCGGCGCUUUAGCUGAAUUACCUUACAAAGUAAUAUGGAAGUGGGAAGAUGACUACUUACCCGAUCAGCCGAUAAAUGUGCUAGUAAGGAAAUGGUUACCUCAACAAGACAUAUUAAAUCAUCCGAACGUGAAGGUUUUUCUAACUCAAGGAGGAUUACAAUCUAUUGAAGAGACCAUUAACUGCGAAGUGCCUAUAGUCGGUAUGCCGUUUUUCACAGAUCAACCCACGAAUAUACAAAAAAUUGCAGAACUUGGAAUGGGCCUGUACAUUGAACAUACAACGGUCACCAAGGAUAUAUUAAAAAAUGCAUUAUUGGAAGUAGCUCAAAACAAAAAAUACAAAGAAAACGUGGUAAAAUAUAAACAAAUUUUGGUAGAUGAACCCAUGAGAGGAGUAGAAAAAGCCAUAUGGUGGAUAGAAUAUGUUAUGAGACAUAAUGGAGCAGCUCAUUUACGCAGCAUGGCAGCAGAUAUGACAUUUUUCGAAUAUUUCAUGAUAGACGUAGUAGUAUUUUCUUUAAUAGUAAUUUCCCUAAUGAUAUACAUUUCCCUUAAAUUGUUCUCAUACGCUAAAAUGUUACUAAUUACUCUAAGUAGGAAACUGAAACCAGCCAGAAAUAUAGUACUCAAGAUAGAAAUUAAUAAAGUUAAGAAAAAUUAAAGUUAUAAGAUAAAUUAAAGAGUUUUUUUAGUCACUAUACAACCUUUAUGAACUCUGUGGUAUACAUGGGACGAAAAUAAUCGUCCAUAUUUAUAAAAAUGAAGCAUUUACUUUGAAAUAAAAGGUAUAUAGAAGCAAAAGGUAGGAGGAAGGUUUUGC